CAGCUGAUCUAGUGCACUUGCUAAACCUGCACAAUACCACAGGAGUGACGGCUGGAGAACUUCAGAGGGACAAUGAGUAGCAUGGCAAGAGAGAUCCUGGCGUUUAUACUCACUACGUCGGGCUGGGUGCUGGUGUCCUCCACUUUACCUACAGACUACUGGAAGGUGUCUUCAAUCGACGGCACAGUUAUCACCACAGCCACCUUCUGGUCCAACCUGUGGAAAACUUGUGUGACUGAUUCUACUGGAGUGUCCAACUGCAAAGACUUCCCUUCAAUGCUGGCACUGGACGGUUAUAUCCAGGUGUGUCGAGGUCUGAUGAUCGCUGCUGUCUGUCUUGGUUUCUUUGGAUCUAUCUUUGCUCUGAUCGGCAUGAAGUGCACUAAGAUCGGUGGUCUUGAUGAAACCAAAGCCAGAAUCGUCUCCUUUGCAGGGCUCAACUUUGUUUGUCUUGGUCUGUGCUCUCUGACCGCCUGCUCCCUCUACGCUCACAGGAUCACCUCUGAGUUUUUCGAUCCUAUGUUUGUUGCGCAAAAGUAUGAACUGGGCGCCGCGUUGUUCAUCGGCUGGGCGGGAUCGACGCUGUGUAUCCUCGGAGGAGCGCUGUUCUGCCUCUCGCUGUCUGAAGGCAUGAGCAGCAGCAGUUCGCCGUAUCCGUCGGACAGAAGGGCUUUUGUCAACAGCGGAGUCUCUGUAAUGUCCCGUGCGGCACCACGGAGUCAGUCGUCACACGCGAGGAGACCUCUGCCAGAAUACACCAGCCCUUCACAACAAUUCGACAAGAACGCCUACGUGUAACACAGUGCUGAAGUAUGGUGUAAUAUCUCGUUGGGUUUUGUCGCUCUUUUAGUGCCUUGGGAUGGCCAGCACAUGUUGUGUAUCAGAUUUGGUCAGGAUUAUUAUUUGCCUCCUACUGUGAUUUCAGCAGCAUGUUUAUGUUUACGCAGCACUGCAUGAGAUCAUGUCAUCUGUUGAUAGUUGUGUUGUGCUCCACCAUUUCGGGUGAUUAUUCAUUUCUGGCAGUAUGUGGUGUUGAUCAGUACAUCAGUCCCGGUCCAAAGCAGGACAAACAGAAUCAGGUUUCAGGAGACUGUCGAAUGAAAUUACAUUUCAACACAGAUUUGAGUUUCAAUAUUAUUUGAAUUUCUAACUUCAAAGAUUGUAUUGCCUGUUUUGCCAAGCCUCAAAAAUGAAUGUGAUUAAGAAUGUUUUUUGUUCUUGUUGUUGUUGAUGUUUAAUAAAUAUUCAAUAUAA
Ctenopharyngodon idella (grass carp) is the source of this 1254-nucleotide messenger RNA. RefSeq names its product claudin 10b (gene cldn10b). Gene Ontology annotation, biological process: bicellular tight junction assembly; cell adhesion. Gene Ontology annotation, cellular component: bicellular tight junction; plasma membrane. Gene Ontology annotation, molecular function: structural molecule activity. The transcript is spliced from 5 exons. The record is from RefSeq and is a predicted model, not a curated record. The coding region runs from base 73 to 798 and encodes 241 amino acids. Lineage: Eukaryota; Metazoa; Chordata; Actinopteri; Cypriniformes; Xenocyprididae.